GAGUGUUAUUAAAGAUGUUGCAACUAGGUAUUAUCAUAGUUUUGCGUUGACUGAUAAAUCUUCUGCACAAAUAGCUAAGAAUAUUCAAAAAAUUUAUGAUGAUCCUAAGGAGUUUCUCUCUUGGUCAAAUUGUUUUAAUUCUGAUAAGGGAACAGAAUAUAUAGGGAUUCAUUCUGGUAUUCAACAAGAUGCUAUGGAUUUUCUGUUACCUUUAUCAAAUCAUUCUAUAGAUUAG
Molecule: messenger RNA, 235 nt
Organism: Funneliformis mosseae
Lineage: Eukaryota; Fungi; Glomeromycota; Glomeromycetes; Glomerales; Glomeraceae
Source: the annotation of a GenBank genome assembly